AUGACAGGAGCAGAGGACAACGUGGCGUUGGAAAACAUAACUUCAGAAAAAGAUAUUGGCGUAACGGUGGAUAAAGAUCUAAAUUUCUCUAUGCAUAUGCAACAAGCUGUAAACAAAGCCAACAGUAUUGUUGGUCUUAUUAGAAGGUCCUUUGUAUACUUAGAUGAAGUGUCUUUUAAACAACUGUUCAAGGCAUUAGUCCGCCCACACUUAGAAUAUGCCGCAAGCGUCUGGAACCCAUACAAAAUAAGGGAUAUCGAAUCAAUAGAGCGCGUGCAGAGACGGGCAACUAAGCUUAUACCGGGGCUGAAAGAACUAUCCUACAGCGACCGUCUCAAGAAACUUGGACUCCCGACAUUGGCAUACCGUAGAUUGAGGGGAGAUAUGAUAAACGUUUUCAAAAUUAUGGAUAAAUUUCACGAUGAAAAAGUCACCAAAAGCAUGUUUGAUUGA
Molecule: messenger RNA, 453 nt
Organism: Ylistrum balloti
Lineage: Eukaryota; Metazoa; Mollusca; Bivalvia; Pectinida; Pectinidae
Exons: 1
Coding region: 1-453 (150 amino acids)
Source: RefSeq, a predicted model, not a curated record